CCGCAAUCGUUCCUCCCCUGUCGGGUCUUCCUGCGUCCCACUAUGACGGGUGUUCCCAACGAAACCCCGCCGACUUCCAUUGAUUUGUUUUGCUCCUUUCGUCCCUCCCACAGCUGUCCCUUCAACAACACAGCAGCCCGGUUUGGCCUGAGCAGCAGCACAAAAUGGCGCCACCCGACGACCUGAUUGACUUCGAUGUCAUCGAGAGCCAGAAGGAGAACAUCCAGUCGCUCCCUGGCGGGCGGUCAGCAAGGAAGCUGGCCGAGCUGUACACGCCAUCUCCACUCGCAAAGAUGGACACGCCGACCCCGAGCGAUACCAAAAAUGUCCACGACUGCAUCCGGGCCGAGUACGAGGCCGAGCUCGACACCAUAGCUGACCUUGACGACCCCCUCGACGUCUACGACCGCUAUGUUCGCUGGACCUUGGACGCGUAUCCUUCGGCGCAGGCGACCCCCCAGUCCCAGCUACACAUCCUCCUGGAGCGUGCCACGAAGGCCUUCAUUGGCUCCUCCCAGUAUAAAAAUGACCCGCGCUACCUAAAGCUGUGGCUCUACUACACCCAGAUGUUUUCCGACGCACCGCGCGAGACAUUCCUGUAUCUCUCGCGCCACGGUAUCGGCGAGAGUCUCGCGCUGUUUUACGAGGAGUACGCCGCCUGGCUCGAGGGGGCCGGCCGCUGGGCGCAGGCGGAGGAGGUCCUUAGGCUGGGUAUCGAUCGCGAGGCACGUCCGCAACAGCGCCUGAUUCGCAAGCUUGGCGAGUUUGAGCAGCGCCGCGAGCAGAACGGUGAGGCCGACGGAGACGAGCCCUCGUCGCCGGCCAUCCCGACUGUGCGGCCCGCCCUAGCGGCCAAGGUGGACCCCUUCGCGGCCGCAGCCGCCGCCGGACCCGUCGAACCCCAAGCGCCAAGGCCAAGCAACGGUGUCGGCGGUCGGGCGGCGAAACCGGCCAAGUCCAAGCUAGCUAUCUUCUCCGACGCCGAUGCAGCAGGGCCUGCCCUCCCUUCACACGAGGCCGGGUCCAAGGGCUGGGACAGCAUCGGGUCGCUAGCUGAGCGCAAGAAGGAGAACGUGAUGGCACCAAAGCCUUGGGUCGGGGAGACGUUGAAGGCGGGCUCCAAGAAGGCGAGUGGGCCUAAGCUGGCAGUGUUCAAGGAUACGGACUAAUGUAUGGUGGCGAAUAUCGGUAUCCCGACUGGUUGCUCCUUUUGUUCUGUACUUUACAGUCUCUUUUGAUGAAAUCCCACAUCCCUAUUGUGGCCUCGCAACACCAAGUGACGAUGAACAACCCGGCUGGCAAGAAGCAGCGCAUUGUAUUCGAUCUCAGCGUGCUGUACCCCACGCCGGAAAUUCCGGGAUCCGAGUUGAGUUUUGAGGAGGUACUGCUGGCUCGGGCUGGCUGGCUAGACGAGAGGCCGGCGGCGCCUUCUCCCACACCUCCUCGGCACGCAUCCUGUGGGGGUAGGGACGAGAACAGCCGGCCCUCGCCUUCUCCCACACCCCCUCGGCGCGCAUCUCCCCCCAGGGACGAGAACAGUCUUCCCCCGCCUGCGCCAGUUGCACCACGCUUGGAGGUCUUCCGUGAAAAUAAUGAGAACGUGCCGCAGAAGCUUGUCAUCCACCGCGAUGUUGUCGUGCCUUUGGAUGAGAACGGGGCCCCUAUAAAGGCGUAUCCUAAAGAAGGUCGACCAAAAAAGAAAAAGGUCACGGAGGUCAACGAGACCCAGAUCAUCAAAGCGAAGCUGGACUCGCCGUCACGACCCAAGCUGUUGAAGAAAAAGGGCAGUUCGGAGCCAACAAUGACCAUGCACACACGAGCAGCCACGGAUGACAUCUACGACAUCUUCAAUGCCCCCAUAAAACACCCAACAAAUCAGGAAGAAGAGGAAGAGGAUGGAAGUGCCGAUGAUGAUGACUAUGAUACAGAUGAAUACACCAGCGGCGCGGAGAGUACCGGGACCACGCGGCGCCUCUCGAUUAGCGAAGCUGAAGAUGAAGACAACGAGGGGGCCGAAGACGACGAGGACGAUGCGGUGGAUGGAGACAAAACAGCGGAUGCUAGGAGCGUGAGCGAGUGGUCCGACUUUACCGCCCGCAAGCAUAUCCCGCACAUUCCCGGAGUGAACGAUGAGAACGAUGACGCUGUCGAGGGAGAGGGCGAUGUAACACAACUGUCUCACGUGAACGACGGUACAGAUGAGGAGGCAGAGGAGGGGGAGGAGGAGGAGGGGGAGGAGGAGGGGGUGUCCACGCCAGUGGAUGACGAACAGCACGAGACUAGAACGACCUUUGUUCCGAUUCCGCCCGAGGAUUACAUCCCGCAGACACGGAUGUAUCGGGACCCGGUCGAGAUGGCUAAUAACCGUCUCCCGUUCAUGACGCCUAUCACGGAGCGGACCGAGACGGAGCUGGACCUGCGGUCAGUGCGGACCUCGCUGACCAAGACACCGAGCAGGUGCCAAAGACGCCUUCCUCCCGUCAGCGAUGACGAAGACGAAGACGAGGUGGAGUCCCAACAGGACGUCGCUGAGUCUGAGCCGCCCAGCAGCCCCCUUCAAGACCUAGUGGGCGGCGGUUCGCCAUCUCCACAGAAACCGUCAAACAUUGUUGUGCCUGUGCAGCUGCCCAAGGCGCAGGUCAAGAGCGCGCCCAUCAGGGGCCCACCGAAAGGCCCCCUUAUAAACGACACUCUAUGCAAUCCUGUCGACGACGCCGUCAGGGCUCAGAUUCUUACCAAGAUGCACCCGCCGCUCAGUUCUCAGUUGCGCUUCUAUGACCAUCGACCUGCCAAGUACGAGAAGGCGGCCGAGAUCCGCAGGUUUGCCAAAGCCAGGGCCAAAGCCAAGAGCAGUGGCGAGAAGACAGGCAGUGUGCCAAUGCCUCCGCCCAUCGAGUUUCCUGGAUGCGAGAUGAGUUACACGGUGAAAAAGGAGCUUGGGGCUGGCGCAUUUGCUCCGGUGUACCUUGUCGAGAACUCGUCCCCCGACGCGCAGGAUGAUGGCGAGGACGGCGCCAUUAGCGAGAUGGGCAAGGGUGCAUUCUCAACAAUGCAGACACGGCGGGACCGACUGGAGGCGCUCAAGAUGGAGACGCCGCCCUCGGCGUGGGAGUUUCAUAUGAUGCGGCUAGCGCACGGGAGACUAGGCCCACACGAGAGGGCCACGGCGUCGCUGAGCUCCGCGCUCGAGAUGCAUCUCUACCAGGACGAGAGUUUCCUGCUGCUGCCGCUUCAUCCGCACGGGACACUCCUGGACGUUGUGAACCUGUUCCGGGCUGAGCCUUCGGGCACUAUGGAUGAACUGCUGGCCAUGUUCUUCACCAUCGAGCUCCUCCGCACGGCCGAGGCUCUCCAUGCGCAUCAGAUCCUACACGGCGACCUAAAGGCCGACAACUGCUUGUUGCGCCUAGACGCCUUUCCCGCGGCGGCGGGCGGCGGGGAGCUCAGCAGCAAGUGGCGGGCCGACGGGAGCGGAGGUUGGGCGUCGCGGGGUGUGACGCUCAUCGACUUUGGGCGAGGCAUCGAUAUGCGCGCGUUCCGACCCGACGUCCAGUUCGUGGCGGACUGGAAGACGAGCCCGCAAGACUGCGCCGAGAUGCGCGAGGGCCGGCCGUGGACCUGGCAAAUCGACUACCACGGCCUCGCCGGCACCGUGCACUGCUUGCUAUUCGGCCGCUACAUCGAGACGGUGCGGUGCGAGGGCGGCGGCCUGGGCACAGCCGCCGCCCGCCGGUACCGCGUCCGCGAGAGCCUCAAGCGCUACUGGCAGACGGAGCUGUGGUCCGACUGCUUCGACCUGCUCCUCAACCCGGCGGCUCACGCUGCCGCUGCCGCUGCUGCCGCGGCCGAGGACGGCGACGGCCGCAUGCCGGUGCUCAAGGGCAUGCGCUCCGUGCGCGAGCGCAUGGAGGCGUGGAUCGAGGCCAACUGCGAACGAGGUGUCGGGCUGAAGAGCCUGAUGAGCAAGGUGGAGGCCUGGGCAAAAGGCAGGAGGUGAUACUUGGCAGGUGGCUGUUUCGAUUCCCCAUUGCGCAAGACUUUACGAUUUGAUCCUUCUCUUCUUUUUCUUUUCUUCGGCUGGGCUUCCUUUGUCCCCUACACUCAGGUUGGCGGGGCUGUGGUCGUCCUACUUGUGGCAGCGGAGGAAUACCAAUACUGGGCUUUGUUCUUUUCUUUCUAUAUUUUCCCCUUCUCAUCCUAUCUUCACACGUCCCAUUAUUAUUCCAGCUUUUGCCCAGACAUUUUCGUUGAUACCCGAACCCAUUUGAGUACCUACACACUUGCUUGUCUUUUGAAUGCCAACUCGUCGCCGCGUUGCCGUUAUACUGGCGGGAAUAAUCCUCUCGUAUCUUACAACUUGUAAUGCUGGCGGCUGUCGCCUUCUACACAAAGACCAGAAAAUGAAGGAAAUAAAACACCCUGGCAGCUGUCAACAUGAUCAGUUGCUCUCAUCCUCG
This is a messenger RNA of Gaeumannomyces tritici R3-111a-1, 4457 nucleotides long. Its product is annotated as BUB protein kinase. Bases 1169 to 3997 code for a protein of 942 amino acids. Gene Ontology annotation, molecular function: ATP binding; protein kinase activity. Gene Ontology annotation, biological process: meiotic sister chromatid cohesion, centromeric; mitotic spindle assembly checkpoint signaling; protein phosphorylation. The record is from RefSeq and is a predicted model, not a curated record. The transcript is spliced from 3 exons. Lineage: Eukaryota; Fungi; Ascomycota; Sordariomycetes; Magnaporthales; Magnaporthaceae.